Nothobranchius furzeri (turquoise killifish) is the source of this 4605-nucleotide messenger RNA. Its product is annotated as HPS6 biogenesis of lysosomal organelles complex 2 subunit 3. The record is from RefSeq and is a predicted model, not a curated record. Gene Ontology annotation, cellular component: lysosomal membrane; BLOC-2 complex. Lineage: Eukaryota; Metazoa; Chordata; Actinopteri; Cyprinodontiformes; Nothobranchiidae. Gene Ontology annotation, molecular function: protein binding. Gene Ontology annotation, biological process: protein localization to membrane; organelle organization; lysosome localization.
CACUCUCGGCAUCCGGAAGUUAUCAGUCUCGUGACGUUAGAUGAGUGCUAGUACAGCUUCGGAAUGACUAGUGUACCUAUUUUUUUUUUACCCCUAAACGUUUGAGCUGUCAUAAAUAACUUUUGAACUGUCGCUGUCAGCUACCGGUUUAGCUCUGUUACCGUUUUACAAACAUGGAGCUAACAGAAUGGACCGCUUUCGAAGGAUGUAUCCCUCCGCACCUUCGGGAUGAAUACUUCCACAGGACCUAGCUCCUCUGUUAGCCUCACUGAAGUACUGAGGCGGUGAACAUGUCAGAAUUUUGGUUGGAUGAACUGUCAAAUUUCGGGGACUAUGCAAACAACCAGGAGCUGACAGACAUACUGACUCUGUCUAAUGAUCCGAACAGCGUGUCAGAUGUUCGUGUGAGCCCAGAUGGACGUCACAUUCAUAUCAUCCUGCGCAAGCCUAAGGUCGGUCUUGUGACGUUUGACAAGUAUGAAAGCCCCCAGUCGGGUCAGACCCACAAGAAGCUGGAGCUGUCUUCUACCAGAACGCUUCCCGUGGUGGACAUUUGCUACCUGGACCAUCAUAAUAACAAUAACAGCAGCAGAGGCACGGCGGCUGUUGCGGUGGUUUAUGAGAAUGGAAAAGCGGAGUUCUGGAGCUUCCAUGAGCGCAAGGCUGGCUGGCGUCUUCUGCAGACGGCAGAUUUGUGCAACGGUCCCCGGGCCAGAGUUGUGUCCGUCUGCGCGUGCUCCAGUUUCAUCAUCUGGUGUGAGGAGCGACCACCCCCAGAAAGCUCCCCGAGCCUCGGCUCUACCAGGAACAAGCUGGAGUUCUGCGUUUGCAGGCGCGACUUUGAGGUGGAGGACGGAUCUGUCAGUUUAGGAGGAGUGAAAAUCACCCUCCACAACAGCCCCAAAUUCACCGUGAUGAGCUCAGGUGAUUAUGUGCAUCUUGUGCCUUACAUGAAAGGGAAACCACUGCAGUGCGUCUCAUCUAAGUUUUUACUCACCUGGUCACCUCACCAUGACUCGUUCACUGUCAGCGCUGUGUGCAAAAACACACCGAUAAAAAAGGUUUCAGCCAAAGAAUCUGACUUUAAGAAACUGAUAACCGAUUGUUUGGGUUAUUUUUUUGCUCUCGAGCCCCCUGAGCUCUAUGACGCUUCUCCUACAGGCUGCGGAGGCCUGCUGCUCCUCCUCAGCACCGGCUGGUUGUGUCUCCUGCAGAAAGACGGGACGCUGAGACACGUCUACAAACUGCCAGGGAACAGUUUGGCAAAACACGGCACUCACACCAGCUUUUGUAUGUACCAAAACAUUCUGGCUCUUGUAGUUGGACAAACACUGCACCUAAUCGAGUCGAGCUGCGGCAAGGAGCUGCAAACGUUUUUAUUAAAGGCCAAAGGAAUGUUAUUUGUAAACCAGGCCAGAAGACAAACUCCAUUUCUGCUGUCUGACACUGGACUUUUCGUGGUUCUGGACAAGAAAACGGACGCCUCGAACUGCAGCUCAAAGGUGAAACCAGUCGAGACUGUUCAUCCUGAAGCCCUGCUGGUGGAAGCUGUCUUUGAGGAGGCGUGUAAGUACUACCAGCAGAGGAGCCUGAGCAGCACCCAGCUCACUGUGGACGCGCUGAAACGAGGACGAUUCCAGGCUCCCAUCUCUUUAGCCUCCAUCCUCAGGUGCUACCUCAGCACAGGUUUGAGGAAGAAGGACGCAGAGAUGCUACUGAACCCGGGAGGGGGACUUAUUGCAGGACAAGGCAAGCUAAUGGUCUCCCUGGAGGGUGAGCUCAGGAUUCUGGUGUCGCUGGAGGAGCUGAAGGGGAGUUUAGUGAGGGGGGGGCCUAAAGAGGUGGAGGUCAUGUGUGAGAGUCUGGUGGAGAAGGAGAUGGUGAGACUGCUGUCGUCUUCCGAGUUGGAUAAAGAAGCCCUGCUGUACCUGAACUCCAUCUUCAGCAUCUUCCCUUGCCAGGCGUGGAGGGCUGCUCAGGCUGCACUACAGCUGCACUACAACGGGGAGGGCUCUCUGUCCAGCAGGGCCCCCCCAGACGUUUGGAAAACGGUCCUCAGUCUCACAACAACCUCCAGCCCCACAGCUGUGCUGUUAUUCACAAACGGGCAGCCGAAACGCAACCACGGCGUCAGAAACGACCACACCCGUAAACCUGCAGCCUUCCUGCCUGUGUUUGAGCUCCUCUGUCGGUCCAUUCUCCACUUCCAGCCCACGUGGUUGCCGAAGUUCCUGGAGCUGGCGCAGCAGCAGCAGGGCUCUGCAGGUUUGGGUUUGAGUCUGGCUUCCUCCUCCUGGAGCUUUUCCGGCGGGAGAGGAGGGGAGGGCGGGGAGAACAACAUGCCCCUCUACAGACGGGCGUUGUGCGUCUUGUCCGGUGUGAAUCCAGACGGAGACCAGGACCUGGAGGUGGAGCUGCUGCUGGUCGGUGGGCGGCCUAACGCCAUCCUGCAGGCGCUGAGGAUCCUCAUGAGGAAGCAGCAGUGGGAGCGGGUCACCCAGGUGGCCCAGCGCUUCUGCAAGCAGAGCCCGCUGCUCAACAAGGAGAUUUUCACUACUCUGCUCUGUGAGGUGACUCAUCACAGAGACCUGGACCCCUACCUGGACCUGCUCUGGGCCUUGUGCCCCGAAGACUUCACUGUCACUACCAUCCUUAACUUGGUGCUGAAAAACCUUCCGUCCCCUCACACCCCCUCCCACCCUGCAACAUUUUUCAUGUCCCACGCCACCCCCUCCUCCCCGUCUCCCUUUGCAGACCCCGACAGCAGCCAGCUGACCAUCGGCUUGCUGAAGCCGCUUCUGAGAAAGGUUCUUCAGCGGGAGACCAAACCCAGCCAGCGCUACGUCGACAUCCUCCAGUCGCCGCUCUACCCCCCUCCAGCUCUGCCCCGUCAGCCCACCGACCCGCUGGGCUGUGUCACAGAUCCCAGCGCCGACUCGGCAGCUCUUCGUGCAGAAACACCCGAGUUACAGUCGUCUACAAACAUUCAACGGUCCGGUGUUGCACUUCCUGCUGACCCACUUACAUAAACAUGAACAAAGCAGCACAUUCCACACGAUCAAUAGGGAAUGUGUCAACAACGGUAUUCAGAUAUGUCGUGGGGACAAUAAUUAACUGACUUGAUUGUGUGUUUUUGAACAAGUUGCCUACUAGAAGCUCUAAAGUGACUACUGGUCCUACCAGGGUAAACGUGGUAGGAGGGUUUGAAAUUGCAUCUCCAGUGUUAUUUAUCUCCUCCCUCUUAUUUAUCCCCCUGUAUAUAAGAGUAUACUGUACUGAAACAGUAAUGGAGAUUUAUCGGUUUAUCUCCUGAAAGCAUACGGAUGAGUGUGGUCUUGCACUGAGGAACUUUUAAAGUGAAAAUACAAACUUCUGGGUUUGUUUUAGUGCUUUGUAAAAAGAAAAAAAAAACGAUCUGCUGUCUUUCUAACCCACUUUCGAGAAACUGGACAAACUGGCCCUUUGUUUUGGGUAGAGGAGCUGGGGUCAAGGUUCGUUAGCUGACUUUUAGUUUCACAUUAACCACAUUAUAAACGCCUAAUCUUUCACCCACUUUGAUGGCCUUGUUUAAAUCUGCAAACUGAACCCACAACAGCCGCCGUGUCCCGGUUACGCUCUCCCAAUCCCUUUCUCCCAUUUUCCUCUCCGGACUCCAUCUUGUCCUCUGUUCCUUCUCAGCCCGACUCCUGGGACAUUCCAGACUAAAUUCCCAGUAAAACUGACUCACGUUGGACCUUUAAUUCAAUUUUAAUGUUAAUCUUAUUGGGAUUCAAGUGUGUGUGGGACUGGUAACGACUAACACAAGCACCCUGCUGCUUCUUCCUGGACUUUAAUGUUAUUACGGGCUCUGUGCGUCCUCUCCUUUGCACUUUUUAAUCUCACCAGUCAGUAUUGUUUGAACCGGACUUUAGAUGCAUCUCUUGAAAUGAAGGUUUUUCUGGUUUAAGUGCUGUAAAACAAAGCUGGGUUAGGUUUGUUUUAGUGUGAUUUUUAACUUAUGUGUGUACAGAUUUUGUGGAAAUGUGUAAAAGACUACUGAUAUAACUGUUGAGCCCUGCGCAGGUGAGGUGAAGAUGUCUUCAGGUGUCUUUUGUGUGGCAAUCUGACUCUAAAAACAGCCGGUGCCUUUCACAGCGGUGCUUUUCAUCGACAGGCCCGUGUUACAUUUCUGCUGCGUUGCUCAGAAGCCCGGGGGCGUACCAGAGAAUCGUGAACACGCCGUUUAAUGGAACCAACUCUAUUGUUUAAAGUCUUUUAACUGGAUUUUCCAAUUUCCAUAAGAAACCACCUGAUUCCUGAUUAAAUCGGCGUCACGCCGACGUCUCCUUUAAGCAUGUGUGACCAAACCUGAUCAGCUGAUGUCAGAUCGCAUCACACUCUUGGUACAGCCUGACUUUAUACCUGUUUUAUAUCAAAACCUUAACUGCUUUAAACUUUGUUGCAGCUAACAGGAAGUUCCCCUUUACUUCCAUGUUGAAGCUUUGUUAACUUUUGCCUACGCUGAAUUUAGGAAGUAUUUGUUUUAAAAAGGAACUGUAAGUAUUUAUGAGCAAACGCAUGCCAUUAAAAUAACGAUUAAAAAUAAAUCUGUCUGGAUUUCUCACA